AUGCUCUCCCUCAUCGCACUUUUUAUGGUUAUCAUAUCGACAUUUCUCUUGUUCCUCAGAUACUUGUUCUCGGGUGACUCCUCGUCACUGUUAUCUGCUAUACCAACAUCCCAUUUUCUGGCACCGUACACAAGAUACUGGUUAGUCUGGCUCAAAGGAACAGGAUGUGAGCAUCGUGUCCGACAUGCAGCCCAUGCACGCCUUGGGCCCAUUGUCCGUAUCGGGCCCAAUGAAAUCAGUGUCACCUGUAUUGAAAAUGGCGUUCAAACCAUCUACGGCGGGAGUUUUGAAAAAGCCGCUUGGUAUCUCAAUUUCCAAAAUUAUGGCCAGCCUUCUAUGUUUGCAAUGGGCCACAAUAAACCUCAUUCUGAAAGGAAGUGUAUGCUUACUCACGUCUGUUCCAAGUCCUAUAUCCAGAAUUCGCCAGAGUUGAAUGAGAUUAUUCAUCAUGUGCUUUCGGAAAGGCUACUUCCCAAAAUGCGCACUUGGGCAAAGAAUGGUGUCCCGAUCAACGUACAUGAGGAGAACAAAGCUUGUAUCAUGGAUCUCACCACUGCAUACUUCUUUGGACUUGGAAAUGGGACCAAUUUUGUCCAGGACCCUGCGCAGACGGCCUUGCUCAAAAACUUUGAGCUGGGAAUGAGUGGACUCUUCUGGAUUGCUGAAGUACCUGGGAUAACAAAGUUGGCUGGCAUUUUUGGAAUAAAACUCAUCGCUGAUGGUGUAUUCCAAUCAUAUCAGCUGAUGGAAGACCUAUGUACGAACAUGUGUAAGAGUGCUAAAUCUAAUCUUUCUAAUGAGAGCACGAAUAAGGCCCACCCAACAGUUUAUGCCCAACUUCGGUCAAAGCUUGAGGAGGCGAAGAUUCCGUCCGAACUAUUGGAUGUGACUAUUGUAGCGGAGAUGCUGGAUCAUAUUCAGGCUGGACAUGAAGGCACGGGCAUUACUCUCACCUUUUUAAUGUGUGAGCUUUCUCGCAACCCCACCUUGAUGGUACAGCUCCGUGAGGAGCUUGCGACCCUCGGAACAAGUCCCUCGGCACAAUCGAUUGACAAUCUUCCACUACUUGAUGCUUUGCUUAUGGAGACCAUGCGAUUGUAUCCUGGAAGCUUUGGCCCUGCUUCGGUCUAUUCUUUGCAUAGAAAUCCCAAGGUGUUCCCCGACCCUGAAGAAUGGCGUCCCGAAAGGUGGAUUGAAGCUUCAGGAGAGAAAAAGAAAGAGAUGAUGAAGUGAUUUUGGGUGUUUGGAAGUGGUGGCCGAAUGUGUAUUGGCAAUCAUUUAGCUAUUUGUAGUGAGUCUUCCCUCUGACAAACGUCUACUUGCCAUACUGAUAUUGCGAAGUGAUGAAAGCUUUUGUUGUGGCUGUGUACAGAGAGUUUGAGACUUUGAUGCUUCCCGGAACUAGAAUCGAGCAGGUUGACGGAUUGAUGGGUGCCCCUGUAGGCUAUAGAGUGAUGUUGGGAUUUCGAGAAACCCCUUCGCAUGGGUUGUGAACAGAAGUGCAUAACAAAUAUUGUUAUCCUCUUAAUUUCGAUAUACACUUUCUACCGUACUCAGAAAUUUCUCGAAUACCUAUUUCGUCUAUCAAUGCAAGUGAUGUAAAGUCAUGGAAACGCCUCACACGUUAAGCUUGAUGUUUUAAUUCAUUUAAUACUUUUCACUUGCUUCACCUUCU
Mollisia scopiformis is the source of this 1675-nucleotide messenger RNA. Its product is annotated as cytochrome P450. NCBI's taxonomy places the organism in Eukaryota, Fungi, Ascomycota, Leotiomycetes, Helotiales, Mollisiaceae. Gene Ontology annotation, molecular function: heme binding; monooxygenase activity; iron ion binding. The transcript has 3 exons. The coding region runs from base 1 to 1233 and encodes 410 amino acids. The record is from RefSeq and is a predicted model, not a curated record.